This is a messenger RNA of Durio zibethinus, 676 nucleotides long. It is a transcript of the gene PNP-A, whose product is annotated as plant natriuretic peptide A. Gene Ontology annotation, cellular component: cell wall; apoplast. Gene Ontology annotation, biological process: systemic acquired resistance. The record is from RefSeq and is a predicted model, not a curated record. NCBI's taxonomy places the organism in Eukaryota, Viridiplantae, Streptophyta, Magnoliopsida, Malvales, Malvaceae.
UGAUUCAAGGAUGACUAAACUGUGGGCGACUCUUGACCAAAAUUGACUGUCAAUGGAGGACUGAACUAUAAAAGGUGUGGCAACCCUGAGAAGUAAUAACAUUUAAACAGAGGGAGAUCAAUUUCCAUUUUAUAGGUGGAAGAUAUGAGGAUUGAGAUGAGAGUCUUUCUGAUUGUGAUCAUGGCCUUGAGUCUUACCUCAGUUGUGCAUGCUAUUCAGGGGAAGGCUGUUUUCUAUCUACCUCCUUACUUUCCCUCAGCAUGCUAUAACCAAGACAAUGGGAAAAUGGUAGCGGGAGUAAGUGAUGCAUUGUGGAAUAACAGAGGAGCAUGUGGAAAGAAGUACAGUGUUAGAUGCAUAGGAGGAGCUAAUAAAGCUCCUCAUCCUUGCAAGAAUGGUAAGAGCGUGGUGGUUAAAGUUGUUGACUACUGUAAACCAGGGUGCCAGGGAAUCAUUAAUCUUUCUCAAGAUGCGUUCGCCACCAUUGCUGAUACUAACGCCGGUAUAGUCCAAGUAGAAUUUCAUGAGGUUUGAGUUUGACGCUUCUAAUCAAAAGGGCUUCUCAAGGGCAGACGAUGGUAAUAGAAUAAAUGUGAAAGGGGAUAUCCUCUUGUGAUUUUCUCUGUUUCCUUCCAGCAAAUGAAUAAUAACUUUCUACCUGGUAGUAUACAGCAAA